AUGGGCCAUGAAGCUUCAGGAAUUGUUGACCACGUGGGCUCCGGUGUAUCAAGUUUGGAAGCAGGUGACAGAGUCGCAAUUGAGCCUGGAUAUCCCUGUCGAAGAUGCAACACCUGUAAACGAGGUCAAUAUAAUUUGUGUCCUGGCAUGAAAUUCGCAGCCUGUCCCCCGGACGAUCAUGGGACUUUGACAAGACUGUUCAAGGUACCGGAAGACUUUUGCUACAAGCUCCCAGACAACAUUGGCCUUGAAGAAGGCGUGAUGGUCGAACCUCUCUCAGUUGCUGUUCAUGCAGCGAGGGUGGGCAAGAUCCAGCACGGCGACACCGUUGUCAUUCUUGGAUCUGGUACCAUCGGUUUGCUUUCCGCCGCAGUAGCAAGGACAUUUGGCGCGAAGAAAGUCGUAGCGGUUGAUAUACUGGAGCACAAGCUGCAGUUUGCUCAGAGGUGGAACGGUUCUAACACUUUCAUGCCAGACCCUAGGAGCUCUCCGGCGAGCAAUGCCCACCGACUUGUGAAGGAUAAUGAGCUUGUUCUUGGUGCUGACGUGGUAGUUGAAGCCUCAGGAGCGGCAAGCUCAAUCAAUCUUGGCGUCCAUACACUUCGACCAGGGGGUUCUUUCGUUCAGGUAGGCGUGGUUGGUGCCAACGUCGAGUUCCCUAUUCAACAGGUUGCCGAGAGGGAGUUGCACAUACUUGGAUCGUACCGAUAUGGAGCCGGCGACUUCCAGACAGCGUUAGAAAUGCUAUCGACUAAACAAAUCAUCGUUAAGGACUUGAUAAGUUCAACUGUGCCUUUUGAGGAAGCAACAGUGGCUUGGGAGAUGACCAAAAGAGGCCAGGGAAUCAAGAAUCUCAUCCGGGGAGCUGCUCUGUAG
This is a messenger RNA of Endocarpon pusillum Z07020, 876 nucleotides long. Its product is annotated as D-xylulose reductase A. Bases 1 to 876 code for a protein of 291 amino acids. The transcript has a single exon. Gene Ontology annotation, molecular function: L-iditol 2-dehydrogenase (NAD+) activity; zinc ion binding. The record is from RefSeq and is a predicted model, not a curated record. Lineage: Eukaryota; Fungi; Ascomycota; Eurotiomycetes; Verrucariales; Verrucariaceae. Gene Ontology annotation, biological process: D-sorbitol catabolic process.